Messenger RNA from Amblyraja radiata (thorny skate), 823 nucleotides. RefSeq names its product charged multivesicular body protein 2A (gene chmp2a). The transcript is spliced from 6 exons. Gene Ontology annotation, biological process: vacuolar transport. NCBI's taxonomy places the organism in Eukaryota, Metazoa, Chordata, Chondrichthyes, Rajiformes, Rajidae. The record is from RefSeq and is a predicted model, not a curated record. The coding region runs from base 113 to 808 and encodes 231 amino acids.
UGGCCGACGUCAAGUGGCUGCGACACUUCCCGUGACGUCACGUGAACGCCAACAACAGCAAACAACUUCCGCGACCGGUAACUUCGACUCCUGACCCCGACAGUGAAGCACCAUGAAUGCCAUAUUUGGAAAGAGGAAGACCCCAGAGGAGAUGCUGCGGCAGAACCAGCGGGCCCUCACCCGGGCCAUGAGGGAGAUGGACCGUGAACGCAUGAAGCUGGAGCAGCAGGAGAAGAAAAUCAUCGGUGACAUCAAGAAAAUGGCAAAGCAGGGACAGAUGGAUGCGGUGAAAAUAAUGGCAAAAGACUUGGUGCGAACUCGCCGUUAUGUGAAGAAGUUCAUCAUGAUGAAGGCCAACAUCCAAGCUGUGUCACUGAAGAUCCAGACUCUGAAGUCCAACAACACCAUGGCCCAGGCCAUGAAGGGAGUGACAAAGGCCAUGGCCACUAUGAAUCGCCAGCUGAAGUUACCCCAAAUUCAGAAAAUCAUGAUGGAGUUUGAGAAGCAGUCGGAGAUCAUGGACAUGAAGGAGGAGAUGAUGAACGAUGCCAUUGACGACGCCAUGGGCGAUGAAGAUGAUGAGGAAGAGAGCGAUGCGAUUGUCUCUCAAGUUCUGGAUGAACUUGGACUGAACCUGACCGACGAGCUGUCCAGUGAGUAUUGCCAACGAUCGACACAGAAACAGGUGUACGUGGAGUGUAUACAUCGUAGAUACAGGUGUACGUGGAGUGUCAGUGCAGAUACGGGCGUGAGCAGAUUUCCGUCACUCGUUGCUGUUGUACUGCCGGGCGAUUUCUCAAACCCAUGAGCUGACCGGCAGUCA